ACUCCCGUCCCUGUUCAUCAUGGCUGCCGUAUGUGCUAGUCUGCACAGUAACGCUCUGCUCGGAGACUGACUCUCCGCUCCUUUAGUGCCUCACAUUUACUGUCUCCAUCCUCGACAUUUCGGCAAACAAUCCCGCUUGCAUGAGCCCAAACCUCCCUGGUUGUGUUGUCUCAUAAUAACGAGCCUUCAUCAAGCAUUUCGUCGGGCCUUAAACACCCCCUUAAAAAGACAGAGAGAAAAACAGGCAACAUUUUAUUUCUCCAAUGGUCUGAAUACACUUUCCGCCUUUAUGAACCAUGUGUGAGAACUGCGCCGAGCUGCUGGAGGUGCUCAAUGAGAUCUCGGAUGCAGACAGCUCAGACGGCCUGCAGCUGAAGAAGGAGCAUGCCUUAAGAGUCUUCACUUACAUCAGCACAUGGACACAGAGGCAGUGUCUGUGCUGUUUCAAGGAAUACAAACACCUCGAGGUGUUCAGCCAACUGGUUUAUGCCCUCAUUAACUUGGUCAUUGCCCAAGUAACCAACCUUAGGGACCGUCUACGCAGUGGCCAUGGCAACACUAGGACUGAGGGGGCGGAGUCUGAAUGGGGCUCCGCCCAGCCACAGCCAUCGCCCAGUGAGGACGAGCCACUGAAUGUGGAACGGGACUCGGCUGAAGAAGAUGGUGGAGUGGAGGAUGGAGAUCAGCACAAGAACCAAAAUCAGGGGGUCAAACCGGAUACCCAGCCCAAGCUCAGUGAACCCGCGGCGGGCGAGAGCGGGAACGAGAGCAGCCUGGACCCGUUUGCAUCCUGGAGCACAGAAGACCAGGAGAAACUGCUGCUGUGCGCUGCCAAGAUCUUUCAGAUCCAGUUCCCCCUGUACACGGCCUAUAAACACAACACACACCCCACUAUAGAGGAUAUCUCGGCUCAAGAGAGCAAUAUCCUUGGCUCUUUCUGUGAUAUGAAUGAUGUGGAGGUCCCUCUGCACCUGCUGCGAUAUGUGUGUAUGUUCUGCGGGAAGCACGGCCUCUCUCUGAUGAAGGACUGCUUUGAGUUCGGCGCUCCUGACACUCUCCCCUUCCCCAUCGCACAUGCCUUCAUCACCAUCGUCUCUAACAUCAGAAUAUGGCUGCACAUUCCCGCUGUGAUGCAGCACAUCAUCCCUUUUCGCACUUACGUUAUCAGGUAUCUGUGUAAGUUGUCGGAUCAGGAGCUGCGUCAGAGCGCGGCACGUAACAUGGCCGAUCUGAUGUGGAGCACGGUGAAGGAGCCGCUGGACAGCGCGCUGUGUUUUGACAGAGAGAGUUUGGAUCUGGCAUUUAAAUACUUCAUGAGUCCAACGCUCACCAUGAGGCUGGCCGGCUUGAGCCAGAUCACGAAUCAGCUGCACACCUUCAAUGACGUCUGUAAUAACGAGUCCCUGGUGUCUGAUACUGAGACGUCGAUAGCGAAGGAACUCGCUGACUGGCUCAUCAACAACAAUGUUGUGGAGCACAUAUUUGGACCAAAUUUGCACAUUGAGAUCAUUAAACAGUGCCAAGUGAUCCUGAACUUCCUAGCAGCCGAGGGCAGGCUGAGCACUCAACAUGUGGACUGUAUAUGGGCCGCUGCUCAGCUGAAACACUGCAGUCGCUACAUCCAUGACCUGUUCCCCUCGCUCAUAAAGAACCUAGACCCUGUUCCUCUGCGGCACGUGCUCAGUCUGGUGUCAGGGUUACACCCCAGCGCACACACCGAACAGACGCUGUAUUUGGCAUCCAUGCUGAUCAAGGCCUUGUGGAAUAACGCUCUGGCAGCCAAAACUCAGCUGUCCAAACAGAGCUCCUUCGCCUCCCUGCUCAACACCAACAUUCCCAUGGGCAACAAGAAAGGUUCUCCUGCAGGAAGCCCGGAGAGCAGUGACAACAGCGACACGCAUCACAGUGGAGGAAGUGACAUGGAGAUGGACGAGCCAAUCAUGAGCAGUGGAAAACGAGGGCAGCAGAGGCUAUCGGACACGGAGGAGUCUCUGCAGGGCAGCUCAGACGAGACGGCCAACAGUGGCGAGGAGGGCAGCAGCAGCGGCCGCAGCGAGGCGUCCAGCAACGAGGCUGGAUCCAGUCGAGCCAGCCAAUCAGCAGGCAGCCCGGGCAGCGAGCUGCACUCCGACGACAUGGCCGACAGCGAGGCCCUGAAGGAAGAGGAAGAGGAGGAGGAAGAAGAAGAGGACGACGACGAGGAUGACGAAGAUGAUGAUGAGGACGAUGAAGACGACAGGCCCGCCAUUGCCUCCGAGGGCAGCCCUCAGAAAGAAACCCGAGACACAAGGGAGCCGUCUACAUCAGAGCUGCGCAAACGCAAAGCCGGCGAAGCGCUCGGAGAGGUCCAGAGUCCUCCGGAGCGACCUGGAAUUCCACCCGGCAUUCCCGGCUCCAUCGCCUCCGCUCCCGGACUUUCCAAAACCAAAUCCAUUCCCUUCACCCCUGAGGCAGCUGCUGCCAUGGUAGCUUCGUCUUCCCUUAGGAUCCACGAACCUUGCUCUUCUUCAUCCGUGUGCCUGGAGGGAACGUCGGGAGAGCAGGCUGAUCCCUCCUCACAUUCCCAAUCCCAGAACCCCCAGCAACCACAGCAGGGCGGCACAGAGAUGGGCUCCUCACACGGAGCAUCUGUUUCCCAGGAGCCGCCCUGCUUGCCUCGACCGGCGGACUUCCUGGCGGAGGCCAUGGGCAACGAGCUCUUCAACUGCAGGCGUUUCAUCAGCCCUCAGCAUCACCAUCAUCAUCACCACCAUCAUCAUCAUCACCACCACCAUGAUGGUCACAUGGUAGAGGACAUGCUGAGCGCAGAUGACGUGAGCUGCAGCAGUUCCCAAGUCAGCGCCAAAUCCGAGAAGAACAUGGCAGAUUUUGAUGGGGAGGAGUCCGGCUGCGAGGAGGAGCUGGUCCAGAUCAACUCGCACGCUGAGCUCAGCUCACACCUGCAGCAGCAUCUGCCCAACCUGGCCUCCAUAUACCACGAACAUCUGGUGCAAGGUCCAGCAGUGCACAAACAUCAGUACUCUGCGCACGCGGUGACCGACAUCAACCUGGACAACGUCUGUAAGAAAGGAAACACCCUUCUGUGGGACCUGGUCCAGGACGACAAUGCGAUCCACCUAUCAGAAGGCUUGAUCAAUGAGGCAGAGAAGCUGUUGUGUUCUCUGGUCUGCUGGUUCACUGACCGUCAGAUCCGCAUGCGUUUCAUCGAGGGCUGUCUGGAGAACCUCGCCAACCACCGGUCAGUGGUGGUGUCUUUGCGUUUGCUGCCAAAGCUCUUUGGGACCUUCCAGCAGUUCGGCUCCAGCUACGACACUCAUUGGAUAACCAUGUGGGCGGAAAAGGAGCUGCACAUGAUGAAGCUCUUUUUUGAUGAUCUGUUACACUAUAUCCAGGAAGUGAGAGAGCAGCGCCACAAAUUCGCUUUGUAUAGUCACAGUGCAGAGGUGCAGGUGCGUCUGCAGUUCCUCACCUGUGUGUUCUCAACGCUCGGAUCACCUGACCACUUCAGGUUGAGUCUGGAGCAGGUGGACAUCCUGUGGCACUGUUUAGUGGAGGACUCUGAGUGUUACGACGACGCCCUGCACUGGUUCCUAAACCAGGUCCGCAGUAAAGACCAACACGCCAUGGGCAUGGAGACAUACAAACAUCUCUUCCUGGAGAAGAUGCCUCAGCUGAAGCCAGAGACGAUCAGCAUGACGGGACUCAAUUUGUUUCAGCAUCUGUGUAAUCUGGCUCGGCUGGCCACCAGCGCCUACGACAGCAGCUCCAACUGCGAGUUGUGUGGUAUGGAUCAGCUGUGGGGAAUCGCGCUGAGGGCUCAGUCUGCAGAUAUCAGCCGUGCUGCCAUCCAGUACAUCAACUCCUAUUACAUCAGCGGUAAAACGGGUCUGGAGAAGGAGCAGGAGUUCAUCAGUAAGUGUAUGGAGAGCUUGAUGAUGGCGUCUGCUAACCUGGAGAAAGACGCCCACUCCAGCCUGACCAUCAUAGAGAGAGGACUGCUGCUGCUCAAAACACACCUGGAGGCCUUCAGACGCAGGUUUGCGUAUCACCUGCGGCAAUGGCAGAUCGAGGGCACGGGCAUCAGCAGUCAUCUGAAAGCUCUCAGUGAUAAACAGUCUCUUCCGCUCAGGAUCGUGUGUCAGCCAGCAGGACUGCCUGACAAGAUGACCAUUGAGAUGUACCCCAGCGAUCAGGUGGCUGAUCUGAGGGCAGAGGUCACGCACUGGUACGAGAACCUUCAGAAGGAUCAGCUCAGCCAGCAGGCACAGCUGCAGGAGUUUGGUCAGACCAGCCGCCAGCAGGACUUCCCAGGUGGUCUGAUGGGUCCGGUGCGCAUGAUCUCAUCAGGACACGAGCUGACCACAGACUAUGAUGAGAAGACCCUUCACGAGCUCGGCUUCAAGGACAUGCAGAUGGUGUUCGUGUCUCUGGGCGCUCCGCGGAGGGAGAGGAAGGGCGAGGGAGUCCAGCUGCCGGCGUCGUGUCUGCCGCCCCCUCAGAAGGAGCACAUCCCCAUGCUGCUGCUCCUGCAGGAGCCCCACCUCACCACCCUCUUCGACCUGCUGGAGAUGCUGGCCUGCUUCAAACCACCCAGCCCCGACAGACCCCAGCACAGCACUGAGAGUGUCCGCUGUGAGGAGCUGCACCUCCACGCGGAGAAUCUGUCUCGCCGAGUGUGGGAGCUGCUCAUGCUGCUGCCCACGUGUCCCAGCAUGCUCCAGGCCUUCCAGAACAUCUCCGAUGACACGGGAUCUGACGGUUUGUGCUGGAAGGAUCUGUUGAGGAUCAAGAGCCCUCAUAAGCUGCUCUACGCUUUAGAAAUCAUAGAGGCCCUCGGCAAACCCAACCGCAGGAUUCACCGCGAGUCUACGGGCAGUUACAGUGAUCUGUAUCCAGACUCUGACGAUUCCAGUGAGGAGCAGAUCGAGAACAGCAAGAACACUUGGAGUUGUAAGUUUGUGUCGUCUGGAGGUCUUCAGCUUCUGCUGGACAUUUUUAACUCUGCAAUUUUAGAGCCGAAAGAACAAGAAUCCUGGACUGUGUGGUUGUUGGACUGUCUCGCUUGUCUGCUGAAGCUCAUUUGUCAGUUCGCGGUGGAUCCGGCCGAUCUGGACCUGGCCUAUCAUGAUGUUUUCGCCUGGUCUGGUCUCACGGACACACAGAGGAAGAGGGCGUGGCCAGGGAAGUCCCGCAAAACCGCCGGGGAUCAUGGGAAGGGCCUGCAUAUACCUCGUCUUACAGAGGUUUUCCUAAGUCUUGUGCAAGGCACCAAUCUCAUCCAGCGGCUCAUCAACGUGGCCUACACAUACGACAAUCUGGCGCACAGGGUUUUGAAGGCCCAAUCAGAUCACAGAUCCAGACACGAGGUGACUCAUUACUCCAUGUGGCUGCUGGUGAGCUGGGCUCACUGCUGUUCUCUGGUCAAAUCCAGCCUGGCUGAUAGUGAACAUCUGCACGACUGGCUCAAGAAGCUCACGCUGCUCAUACCUGAGAUGGCGGUGCGUCAGGAGGCGUGCAGUGGUCUGUAUAAGCUGUCUCUGUCAGGUCUGGAGGGAGGAGAAUCCAUCAAUAGAUCCUUCCUGCUGCUCGCUGCGUCCACACUGCUCAAGUUCCUGCCAGACGCACAAGCGCUUAAACCCCUGAGAGUAGAGGAUUUUGAGGAGGAGGCCAUGUUUCGCACCGGCUGUAAGGAGUAUUUCUGGCUGCUCUGUAAACUCAUUGACAACAUCCACGUGAAAGACGCCACUCAGACCACCCUGCUGGACCUGGACGCCCUGGCGCGACACCUUGCCGACUGCAUCCGCAGUCGUGAGAUUUUGGACCAGCAGGACGGGGCGAUCGAGGACGACGGUCUGACGGGUCUCCUGCGUCUGGCCACCAGCGUCCUGAAGCACAAGCCUCCCUUUAAGUUCUCUCGGGAGGGUCAGGAGUUCCUCAGGGACACGUAUGACCUGCUGUUCCUGCUGCCCAGCCUGAAGGACCGACAGCAGCCCAAAUGCAAGAGUCCCGCGGCCCGCGCCGCAGCCUACGACCUGCUGGUGGAGGUGGUCAAGGGUUCGGUGGAGAACUACAGACUGCUGCACAACUGGGUCAUGUCGCAGCACAUGCAGGCGUCUCAUGCUCCAUAUAAAUGGGAUUACUGGCCCCAUGAUGAUGUCCGAGCCGAGUGUCGUUUUGUGGGAUUGACUAACCUGGGCGCCACGUGUUACCUGGCCUCCACCAUCCAGCAGCUCUACAUGAUCCCAGAGGCCAGACAGGCCGUCUUUACUGCUAAAUAUUCAGAGGACAUUAAGCAUAAGACCACAUUGCUGGAGCUGCAGAAGAUGUUCACGUAUCUAAUGGAGAGCGAGAGGAAGGCAUAUAACCCUCGUCCCUUCUGUAAGACCUACACAAUGGACAAACAGCCUCUGAACACAGGAGAGCAGAAAGACAUGACCGAGUUCUUCACAGACCUCAUCACCAAGAUAGAGGAGAUGUCUCAGGACCUGAAAAACACAGUCAAAACGCUUUUUGGAGGCGUCAUCACCAACAAUGUGGUUUCACUGGACUGUGAUCACGUGAGUCAGACGGCUGAGGAGUUUUACACAGUCAGAUGUCAGGUGGCCGAUAUGAAGAACAUCUAUGAGUCUCUGGACGAGGUGACCAUUAAGGACACUCUGGAGGGUGAUAACAUGUACACCUGCUCUCAGUGUGGGAAGAAAGUCCGCGCUGAAAAACGGGCUUGUUUUAAGAAGCUCCCGCGGAUCUUGAGCUUUAACACCAUGCGCUACACGUUCAACAUGGUGACCAUGAUGAAGGAAAAAGUAAACACGCACUUUUCUUUCCCGCUGCGGCUCGACAUGACGCCGUACACCGAGGACUUCCUCAUGGCCAAAGGAGACAGGAAGGAAGGUUUCCGUGACGACAGUGAUGCAAAAUUGGCGGAGAGUUACGAGUAUGACCUGAUCGGUGUGACGGUGCACACGGGCACGGCGGACGGCGGCCAUUAUUACAGCUUCAUCAGGGACAUCAUCAACCCACACGCUUACCGCAACAACAAAUGGUAUCUGUUUAACGACGCAGAGGUGAAGCCGUUCGAUUCGGCCCAGCUGGCCUCAGAGUGUUUUGGUGGAGAGAUGACAACAAAAACUUACGACUCUGUCACAGACAAGUUCAUGGAUUUCUCCUUUGAGAAGACCCACAGUGCCUACAUGCUGUUCUAUAAGAGAGUGGAGGUGGAGGAGGAGAAUGGGAAGGACUUUAACUUUGACAUUUCUCCUGACCUUCUGGAGUGGAUCUGGCACGACAACAUGCAGUUUCUCCAAGACAAGAACAUCUUUGAACACACAUACUUUGGUUUCAUGUGGCAGCUGUGCAGCAGUAUUCCCAGCACUUUACCGGAUCCCAAAUCCGUGUCGCUCAUGACGGCUAAGCUUAGCACAUCGUUUGUUCUGGAGACAUUCAUCCACUCCAAAGAAAAGCCCACAAUGCUGCAGUGGAUUGAACUCUUGACCAAACAAUUUAACAAUAGCCAAGCUGCCUGCGAGUGGUUUUUGGAUCAGAUGGCAGAUGAUAACUGGUGGCCAAUGCAGAUUCUCAUCAAGUGUCCCAAUCAGAUUGUACGUCAGAUGUUUCAGAGGUUGUGUAUUCACGUGAUCCAGCGUCUCAGACCGGUCCACGCUCACCUGUACCUGCAGCCGGGCAUGGAGGAUGGGUCUGACGAUAUGGACGGGCCGGUGGAGGACAUCGGCAGCCGCUCGUGUGUGACGCGGUUCGUGAAAACGCUGCUGUCAAUCAUGGAGCACGGAGUGAAGCCGCACAGCAAACAUCUGACCGAAUACUUUGCCUUUCUAUACGAGUUUGCCAAAAUGGGAGAAGAAGAGAGUCAGUUCCUCUUGUCUUUGCAAGCCAUUUCUAUAAUGGUGCAUUUCUACAUAGGCACUAAAGGACCUGAAAAUCCUCAGGUGGAGGUGUUGUCUGAGGAGGAGGAGGGUGAGGAGGAUGAAGAGGAGGAUAUCCUCUCAUUGGCAGAGGAGAAGUACCGUCCGGCUGCUCUGGAGAAGAUGAUUGCUCUCAUAGCUCUGCUGGUGGAGCAGUCCCGAUCUGAGAGACACUUGACUCUGUCUCAGAGUGACAUGGCGGCGCUGACCGGAGGAAAAGGUUUCCCCUUCCUCUUCCAGCACAUCAGAGACAGCAUCAACAUCAGACAGACCUGCAACCUCAUAUUCAGCCUCUGCAGAUACAACAACCGCCUGGCAGAACACAUUGUGUCAAUGCUGUUCACCUCCAUCGCUAAACUGACUCCAGAGGCGGCGAAUCCGUUCUUCAAGCUGCUGACGAUGCUGAUGGAGUUUGCUGCUGGUCCUCCAGGAAUGCCCUCGUUUGCGUCCUACAUCCUGCAGAGGAUCUGGGAGGUGAUCGAGUAUAACCCGUCUCAGUGUUUGGACUGGUUGGCCGUCCAGACUCCGCGUAAUAAGCUGGCUCACAGCUGGGUCCUGCAGAACAUGGAGAACUGGGUGGAGAGGUUUCUGCUGGCGCACAACUACCCACGAGUCCGAACAUCGGCGGCGUAUCUGCUGGUGUCUCUUAUCCCGAGCAACUCCUUCCGUCAGAUGUUCCGCUCCACGCGCUCUCUUCACAUCCCCACGCGGGACCUCCCGCUGAGUCCCGACACCACCGUGGUUCUGCACCAGGUCUACAAUCUGCUGCUGGGCCUGCUGGGCCGGGCCAAGCUCUACGUGGACGUGCCGGUGCACGGGACCACCAAACUGGUGCAGUACUUCAGCUUCAUGACAUACUGCCUCAUCUCCAAAACCGAGAAGCUCAUGUUCUCCAGCUACUUCAUGGACCUCUGGAACCUCUUCCAGCCUAAGUUAUCAGAACCGGCCAUCGCCACGAAUCACAACAAGCAAGCGCUUCUGUCCUUCUGGUAUAACGUCUGCGUGGACUGCAGCGAGAACGUGCGUCUCAUCGUCCAAAACCCCGUUGUCACUAAAAACAUCGCCUUCAACUACAUCCUGGCCGAUCACGAUGAUCAGGAGGUGGUGCUGUUCAACCGCGGGAUGCUGCCGGCAUACUACGCCAUCCUGCGCAUGUGCUGCGAGCAGUCACCCGCCUUCACCCGCCAGCUGGCGUCUCACCAGAACAUACAGUGGGCCUUCAAAAACCUCACGCCCCACGCCAGCCAGUACCCAGGGGCUGUGGAGGAGUUGUUUAACCUGAUGCAGCUGUUUGUGGCUCAGAGGCCUGAUAUGAGAGAAGAAGAGCUGGAGGACGUGAAGCAGUUCAAGAAGACCACCAUCAGCUGUUACCUGCGCUGUCUAGAUGGGCGCUCCUGCUGGACCACUCUCAUCAGUGCCUUCCGUAUACUGCUGGAGAACGAUGAGGACAGACUGCUGGUGGUGUUCAACAGAGGACUCAUCCUCAUGACUGAGUCCUUCAACACCCUGCACAUGAUGUACCAUGAGGCCACUGCGUGUCACGUGACAGGUGAUCUGGUGGAGCUGCUGUCCAUCUUCCUGUCUGUUUUAAAGGCAACGCGGCCCUACUUACAGCGCAAAGAUGUGAAGCAGGCGUUGAUCCAGUGGCAGGAGAGGAUUGAUUUUGCUCAUAAGCUGCUGACGCUGCUGAACUCUUACAGCCCACCAGAGCUACGCAACGCCUGUCUGGAUGUGCUGAAGGAGCUGGUGCUCUUGAGUCCUCAUGACUUCCUGCACACGCUCGUGCCCUUUCUGCAGCACAACCACUGCACCUACCACCACAGCAACAUCCCCAUGUCGUUUGGCCCGUACCUGCCCUGUAGAGAGAAUAUCAAGCUGAUGGGCGGCAAGAACAACAUUCGUCCUCCCAGACCGGAGCUCAACAUGUGCCUCCUCCCCUCGAUGGUGGAGACCAGUAAGGGUAAGGAUGAGGUGUAUGACAGGAUGUUGUUGGACUACUUCCUGUCGUAUCAUCAGUUCAUUCACCUGCUCUGUCGAGUCGCCAUCAACUGUGAGAAGUUCACAGAGACUCUGGUGAAACUCAGUGUGCUGAUAGCAUAUGAAGGACUUCCUCUACACUUGGCUCUCUUUCCAAAACUAUGGACAGAACUCGCUCAGUCUCAGUGUACGAUGGCUCAGUCGUGUGUGAAGCUGCUGUGUGAGGAUCCGGCAUUUGGAGAAUACAUGAAAUGCAUCCUGAUGGAUGAGAGAAACUUCCUCAACAACAACAUCGCCUACUCCUUCCUCACCUGCUUCUUGCAUAAAGUGCAGGUGCAGGUGUUAUCAGGCCAGAGCUGCUCGAAUCUCGUCAACGUGUUGGUGACCAACCUACUGAACGAGUACCACAGCCUGCAGCCUGAGCUGACCAAUCAGAGAGCAGAGAUGAGCAAGACCAGCAGCCUCCUGAACGCAGAUCUGCGUGCGCUGUUGCUGGUGCUGUCGGUUUACGCCCCUCAACAGUUGGACCCUGCUUUAGGCCCGGCUCUACAGGAGCUGCUGUCAAAAUGCAGACUGUGUCUGCAGCACCGCACCACAUUAGAGAUGGAGGCCAAGGAACGCAAAGUCAAAGUGGAAGAGGAAGGCGUCACUCCAGUGAAGCGCCGGCGGGUGAGCAGCAGUGCAGAGGAUCGGCCGGCAGACGGCGGCAGCAGCAUUUGCCCUCCAUCUACUUCCUCCUCAUUGGCUCCCUGCUCGGAGCAGAAGGCGGAGCCAGGGGAGGCAUUGACGCCCACCAGCACUUCGGACACUGAAACCCGAGACUCCUCCCUCAUCGACCCUGGAGUGGAAAACGACCCUCCCUCUCCCGACAGCGGGUCCCUCGAGGAGAAGAAAAUGGACGUUUCUUCAUCAUCUUCCUCAUCUUCGUCGUCAUCCUCCUCCCUUCCUGAAGCGUUCGGCCGAACAGAUGAACCUCCACCGCAGCUAGCUGGACGAGAGGAGGAGGAAGAGGAGGAUGGGCGGAAGGAAGCGCAAGAGCAGGAGGCGGAGCCAGAGCGCGAGGAAAUGCCCUCUACUUCCUCUUCCUCUGCCGACUCGGUGCUUUUACUCUCCAGCCUGCCGGAUUCUGCUGAGGGGAGGAGUCAGGAGGCGGAGUCAGGCGGGUGUGGCCACGCCCUCAUGCAGGAUGCUCUGGAGAUGCUGUCGCGCACAGUUGAGGCCACUAUCGCUGUGGUUGCCAAACUUUCGAACGGGAAAGGAGGGACACGCGCCUCAGCUUUGUGAUGUUACCUUCACGUCGCUCCUUUUUCACAUUUCACGUUUUUCCGUUCGUCAUGCUGUUCAGUUUUGUCUUUUUACGAGUAACUGAAGUCCAACUUUUUUUUUCUUUUCCCACCCUUUGGCCUCGCUCUUCAUCUGUUUCGUGUUGCAACACAAAAAGUUCUUUUUCCGGUUCCAGAAAACUGAGCUCCGCAUUAAUUGAACAGAACGAAAAACCAACUGGAGCAUCUUUUUGUCAAAGGGCAGUUUUUUUCUUUUUUAAAUCGUGAUUUUGUUGGUUUCUUUGUUUUGAAGUGGUUUGUUUUCGAGGCUGCAGUGAAACAGGGAAAAGGUUUACAACGUUUUAGUCCCGUCAGUGCAUAAUUUAAUUUGCGUUUUUAUUCACGUGUAUUAUUAUUAUUACGAUUGUCUUCUGUGCCAGUUUUGUACUUAACAGAUGUGAGGCUGAGAAGGCCUUGCUGUUUUUUUUCUCUGUGGUGGAUAUCAAAAACUAUGUUUACUUUGUAUAUUGAAAAGAAAGAACGAACCACAAGAACCUUGAUUCUGUAAAGAAUCUUCUAGAUGUUGCCUGGCUUUGUAAAUGAGAUGGUUAAAAAAAAAAAUAUAUAUAUAUAUAUAUAUAUAUAAACAUAAAUAUAUAUAUAUAUAUAUAUUUCUGUAAGAUAUAUGUAUACAGUAUAUAUCCAUUCAAGCGCAGUAUACUGUAUAUAUAAAUCUACUGUGUAUAUAUAUACCUACGUUGUGUAUAUAGAAACUUACGGUGCUCUUUUCAGGCUCAGAACAUUUGUGGCUGGAAUAUUGCACAUUUGAUGGAACAGUUGGAGCUCUAUUUUAUUUACCGAAAUACAUUCCAUAAUCUAUUGGAUGUCAUUCUUGCGUUCUCUGUAUUUGAUUUAUCUCUCAGUCUUUCUGUUUUGUUUUAUUUUAAUAUAGGAUAUAACUUAAUAAAAU
Onychostoma macrolepis is the source of this 12128-nucleotide messenger RNA. RefSeq names its product ubiquitin specific peptidase 34 (gene usp34). NCBI's taxonomy places the organism in Eukaryota, Metazoa, Chordata, Actinopteri, Cypriniformes, Cyprinidae. The record is from RefSeq and is a predicted model, not a curated record. The transcript is spliced from 77 exons. Gene Ontology annotation, biological process: protein deubiquitination. Gene Ontology annotation, cellular component: nucleus; cytosol. Gene Ontology annotation, molecular function: cysteine-type endopeptidase activity; cysteine-type deubiquitinase activity. The coding region runs from base 297 to 11180 and encodes 3627 amino acids.